AUGGAGAAAGAUGUUGAAUAUGACAUCAAAAUCAGAAAACUUUUAGACAAGUCAACCUAUUUAGAAGAAUUCAGUACAAUCUUACCUAAUUUUAAUACUUACCAAUGUGAAGUAAAAAACAUCCUUUCUGAAAAUGCAAUAAUAGACUUAAGUCCCUCAUCUGAAUUUGUCCUUAUGUACCUUGAGGAAACAAAAUAUGAUUCCGAACAACAAUGGGAAGACAAGGUCGAGAGCUUGAUGGAAGCUACUCCAAAACAAAAUAAAUUUAUUAUAAAAUUAAAAAGAUUGAUAAUAGAAACAUUGCCAAUUUUUCUUGAUUCCUACAAAUUUAUGUCUGAAAAUCCUCUUAAAAACAAAGAAAUGAAUGAGGAAGAAUAUAUGAAUAUGUAUGUUCAUCCAGUUUUAAAAAGAGCCUUGAGCCAUUUUUCCGAUAUUAGAUAUGUGCUCAAAAAUUCCUAUGAAAUUUCUGCAACAGAAGGAAGCUGUCCAUAUGUUGUUGAAAAAAACAAAGAAACAAGUGAUUUCAUCCAAAAUGCCUGUGCUGCCAAAGAUAUUAUUAAUUUUGCGGUAAUUCAAGAAGUGUUGCACAAAAGACCACUUCCAUCAUAUUUUAGAUCCUUUAUGGUUCAAGUUUAUGAAUUUAACUUAAAAUUUAUUUUAUGGAUUAUAUCGUUAUUGAUUAAAGAGGCUGACAAAAAAUUCCAAGAAUCAAGGAAUAAAAAGAGUUCUCAUCUAAGCAAUAGCCACAAUAUUAGAAAGCUAUUAAAACUUUCACAUAAUAAAGAUCGUGGUAGUGCAAAACAGGAUAUGACAGUAAAUAAGCUUAUCUAG
Messenger RNA from Entrophospora sp. SA101, 831 nucleotides. Lineage: Eukaryota; Fungi; Glomeromycota; Glomeromycetes; Entrophosporales; Entrophosporaceae. The record is from the annotation of a GenBank genome assembly.